CGCUCAGGGUCAAUCAGUCCACAGUCACACUUGUUGUUGGUGCCGUCUCGUCUCCUGUGAUCCGUAUGACUAAACACAGCAGAGCAGUGGUGUUAGAGUGUGAGUCUAAAGGCUGGUAUCCAGAGCCUGAGGUGUUGUGGCUGGACGGUGAGGGAAACCUCCUCUCUGCUGGACCUACAGAGACAGUCAGAGGUCCUGAUGACCUCUAUACUGUCAGCAGCAGAGUGACUGUGGAGAAGAGACACAGCAACAGCUUCACCUGUAGAGUCCAACAGAACAAAACCAACCAGGCCAGAGAAGCACACAUCAACACUGCAGUCCUGUCCUGGGUGGAGAUCAGUAUCCUGGCUCUGGGCCUGAUCGCCAUGUUACUGGCUCUUGCACUCCAAACAUAUUUAUGUAUACUAAGGAAAGAACACCUCCAAAGAGGAGACUCUCAGAAGACUGAGAUGAUGCAGCUACAGCAGGAAGCAGCUCCAACCUGACAGGAGCUGCAGAUGGCACUGUCUCAGUCUGAUCAUGGUGGUAAAGGACGGCAGAGAGCUGAGUGUGGCAGGUGGAGGUGAGGGCAGUUUGGUAGAAACAGCGCUGCCUGCAGGUGGAACCCAGGUGGUGCUGUUGGUUCAGGCCGGUGGGAUGAGGCAGGUGCAGGAUCAGCAGGUCUGAGGCUGUUUUCUCCGCGUGGUGUUGGGUUUGGAUGUGUGUGUUACUCAGAGACAAACAGACCGAUGCAGCAGGUGUUUUACAGUUUCAUGUUUUGAUGUUUGUUGUACGAAGUGUUUUCUCUGCACAGCAGCAGACCUGCACCUGUUAGCUGUAGGUUUAUUCCACAGGUGUGGGGCCUGUUCAUGUUUGAGUUGUUUGUUUGUCACUGACUUCAUAUCAAAGCUCAGUCAGGUCAGGGUUAAAGUGUCAUUUAAUUAUUUUUUAAAAUCUGUGGGAUAGUUAAAGUUUAUUUGUUCAGAUCAACCAAUCAUAGCCCUAGCUGGUGGUGGCCUCCAAUCUCCCAUCUCAGUGAUGGGAGAUUGGAGGUGACACUUCCUGUGUGCAAAAUAGUUUCAAGUGACUUUUGUGUUCAUACAUAUAUAUAACCUGGUAAAGGUCAAGUUUCACUCAUCAAAACUUUAUUACUGUUAGUGAAAUGGUUGAUAAUUAACAGUAAUAAGAUGAUGAUUGUACAUAUGCUGUGGAUAAAAAUAAAGACUGAGCUUGUGAGCUGUCGGUGAAACGUCGUGCGUACUUCCUCAUUUUACACCAUUUGGGUCUCUAACACUCAGCUCAUCACAUCGUUUCUCAGAGGAUGAAGUUUCCUUUCUUCAAUCUGCAGAUUUUCAGAAAUCAGGAUUCUUCAUUCAGUGAUGGAGUCCAGUGAUAGAGUGUCUGUCAGUGCCGUCACUGCUCUGUUUCUCCAUCACAUGUUCAUUCAUCUCAUGCUUUCUUAUGAAGCUCACUUUGCAGAACAGCCACAGUUGAUUUGUUCACAUCAACCAAACAUAGCCCAGCCUGGUGAUGAUGUCAUUCUCUCAUGUCGCCUUGAUCCUCCCAUCAGUGCCAGUUCUGAGACAGUGGAGUGGACCAGACCUGGCCUGAACCCAGAGUAUGUCCAUGUUCACCAAGAUGGACGACUGUUGCAUCAGAUUCAAAAUCCAUCUUACUCUCGUCGAACGAGACUGUUUGUGGAUGAACUGAAACAUGGAAACGUCUCCAUGAAAAUCUUCAAAGUGAAACUGUCUGAUGAAGGAACAUACAGAUGUUUAAUUCCCUCAGUACAGAAAGAAGCUUCUGUCCAGCUCCUUGUUGGUUCAGUCUCUGUAACUGUCAUAGAGGAGACUUCAGGUGAAAGUGGAGAAGUGGUGUUAGACUGUAAGUCUAAAGGCUGGUAUCCAGAGCCUGAGGUGUUGUGGCUGGACGGUGAGGGAAACCUCCUCUCUGCUGGACCUACAGAGACAGUCAGAGGUCCUGAUGACCUCUAUACUGUCAGCAGCAGAGUGACUGUGGAGAAGAGACACAGCAACAGCUUCACCUGUAGAGUCCAACAGAACAAAACCAACCAGACCAGAGAGAGAACCAUAUAUCUUCUAGAUGAAAUCACGGUUGCCACUGGAGUUCCUGCUCACUGGAUUGUUCUGACUGUGAUCACCAUUUUUAUUUUAUUGUUUUUAAUUUUUGCAUGUUUGAUGAAACGAAAGCAAUAACAAAGAAUUUACCUUCAUAUGAUCUCAGCAGAGCACAUAGGACAUCUGUGCUUGAGGUCCUCUGCUACUGUUGCUCUGCUUAAACCUCUAGAACCUUCUUUUAACCCACAUGGAGCUACAUACAGAAGAAUAUCAUGAUGGAAUUAAAAAGAAGAAGGAAAUCCAACAUAAGUUUUUGACAGAACCAAGGAGAGAAGUACCAUACCUUGACAGGAAGUGGACAUUUCAAAGCUCCCGCUCUCUCUGAUGCUUCGCUUCGCCUCCAAAUUAUUUCAAAGAAACAUCUCUGCCCCUAAAAUACUGCACCAUCAUUACUUUACUAUGGAGCCGUAGGAAAUGGACUUUCCCUGUCGCUGGAAUAAAACUUCAGAUUUUUGUUACCAGUGGAAAGUGUCCUACUCUCUUUGUUGUUACUGCCAACUUCAACUGACGUAUCUUUAUCUCUACACCACAACAGCUGCAGCUCUUUCUCUUCUUUUACCAAUGUGAUAAUUACAUUUUACUUACUUUGUCUUUCAUAAUGAUAACAUUAUACUGCAUUUGAUAAUGAUAUAAUGAACUUAUCUUUGUGUAAUUCUGUUGAAUUAAUCUUAUUUAUUAUAACUGUUAUUAUAACUGUACUAACUGUCUUUGUAUUCAUAUAUAAACCCAGAAACGUGUACAGUGAAUAAAAUGUUGUCAUUUACCCCGUUA
Messenger RNA from Lates calcarifer (barramundi perch), 2888 nucleotides. Its product is annotated as butyrophilin-like protein 2. The record is from RefSeq and is a predicted model, not a curated record. Bases 1359 to 2195 code for a protein of 278 amino acids. The transcript has 8 exons. Lineage: Eukaryota; Metazoa; Chordata; Actinopteri; Centropomidae.